Messenger RNA from Magnolia sinica, 1278 nucleotides. Its product is annotated as serine carboxypeptidase-like 50. Gene Ontology annotation, molecular function: serine-type carboxypeptidase activity. Gene Ontology annotation, biological process: proteolysis. The coding region runs from base 1 to 1278 and encodes 425 amino acids. The record is from RefSeq and is a predicted model, not a curated record. The transcript is spliced from 2 exons. Lineage: Eukaryota; Viridiplantae; Streptophyta; Magnoliopsida; Magnoliales; Magnoliaceae.
AUGAUGGGCUCCACCCCCUCCAACUCCCUCACUCUCCUCCUCUCCCUUGCCUCCCUCCCCCUCUUUCUGGCCACUUCUCUAGCCGCCGCCACUCCCUUGCCAGGGAAAGCCCUCCCAACAAAAUCCAGGUUUCUCCCAAUCAAUGUAACCUCUGGUUCUGCCAUGUUCUUUGCCUUCUAUGAAUCCCCAAAACCCCAUUCUCCUCCCUCCCAAACACCUCUCCUCAUCUGGCACCAAAGUGGACCUGGCUGCUCUUCCAUGAUAGGUAACUACUUCGAGCUUGGCCCCUGGCUUGUAAGCUCUGACGACAAUAACAGCAAAAACCCCAUUAUCAAAUCCAAUCCUGGCUCUUGGAACCAUCAGUUUGGCCUAGUUUUCAUAGACAACCCGAUUGGGUCUGGCUUUAGUAUUGCUGCCACGCAACAAGAAAUCCCAAAAGAUCAGAAAUCAGUUGCCCAGCACCUUUUCAUAGCUCUUCAGACUUUUCUUUCUUUAGAACCAUCUUGCAUAUCUAGUCCGCUCUAUAUCAUUGGGGAAAGCUAUGGUGAGAAGUAUGCUACAGAUACUAGAUACUAUAUCUUGCAACAGAACUCAAGGCUACCUGAAUCACAGCAGAUGAAUUUACAGGGUGUUGGGAUUGGGAACUCACUGACAGAACCUGCCCCCAGGGACCAACUUGAGGAAAUUCAGGAUGAGACAGUGAGAUUGACCCGGGAAGGUAGAUGGAGAGAAGUGAAAAUUUCACGGGAUCAGGUGUUUGAUUGGUUGCAGAAUGCAACAGGGUUGGCUAUGCUUUAUGAUCCGAGGAGGAAGAGGCCUUAUGAAACCGACAGGCUUGAAGCUUUUCCACAGAAGGAAGAGGUGAAGGUGGCAUUGGGUGUGGAGAAAGGGAUGAUUUGGGAGUUAUGCAGUGGUGUUGUGGGGGAUGUUUUGAUUGAAGAUGUAAUGAAGAGUGUGAAGUUUAUGGUGGAGUUUCUGAAGAAGAUUCGGGUGUUCUUGUACCAUGGGCAACUUGAUUUGACAGAAGGGGUGGUUUCGAAUGAGGCAUGGAUGAAGGACAGGGAGUGGGAGGGAUUGCAGAGGUUUUUAAAGGCAGAUAGGAAGGUGUGGGAGGUGAAUGGAGAGGUGAAUGGGUAUGUGCAGAGAUUGGGAAGCUUGACCCAUGUUGUUGUUUUAGGGGCCAACCACUUUGUGCCUGCUGAUCAGGGAUUGAGUUCUCAGGCAAUGAUCGAAGAUUGGAUUCUGGAGAAGGGUCUGUUUGCUAAUAGGAAAAGGUAG